UUGAUUAUGAAAAACACAUUUGAUCCCCGCAGCUGAGAUUGCUAUUUGCGCUAUUUGUCUGUGAUCGGGCACUUUGCUUUUGGGCUAACCGAGCUCAUCGGUCCGGCAUCAGGGAGAUGGAGCAGAGGAGGAAGGCCAAAUCUGGGAUAUCUGUGUCCCAUCCUGACAAAAAGGACUGUGAUGAGUGCCAGUUCCUGACUGGACAUGUGGAGCACUAGGUAAGAUCCAGUGGAGGAGACGCUGCUUCAGACACUGCCCUGCCUUUAGACAAACAGGAUUUGAACCCAGGGGUCACGGACUCUCCAUAGCCAGAGGAGACAAUUCUUCAGUGUUAUUAUCGGAAAUGGCUAAUAAUAGAUGACAAGAAAGCCAGAGCGCACUUUUGGCGGAGUCUUCUUGUGUAGCAGCCGUAGCGAGAGAAGACAGACGUCCUCAACUUGGGUAAAUCAUGAUCCCCAUAACUGAGCUACGCUACUUUGUGGACACACAACCUACAUAUCGCAUCCUAAAGCCAUGGUGGGACGUGUUCACCGACUAUUUAUCCGUCAUAAUGCUGAUGAUCGCAGUGUUCGGGGGAACUCUUCAGGUCACGCAGGACAAGAUGAUCUGUCUACCUUGCAAAUGGGUAGUUAACAAGACCUGUAGGAAGUAUUUCAAUGCAACCUUUUCCGUGCCAUUGGCUCUUGAGCCUCAAGGAAUCCAGUAUGACCUCGAUCGCCAUCAGUACAACUAUGUCGACGCUGUGUGCUAUGAAAACAAGCUUCACUGGUUUGCUAAGUAUUUCCCCUAUCUGGUGUUGCUGCAUACACUCAUCUUUCUGGCUUGCAGUAACUUCUGGUUCAAGUUCCCUUGGACGAGCUCUAAACUGGAGCAUUUCGUGUCUAUCCUACUCAAGUGUUUUGACUCGCCGUGGACCACAAGAGCUCUCUCUGAAACUGUAGUAGAGGAAAGCGACCCUAAAUGUCUGGUGAAAAUGAACGGUAGCUUUGAUAAGAAGGCUUCGUACGUUAGCGAAGACGUCGAGGCCAGCGUUCCCAUGCUGUCCACAACAAGAUCUCGUAUUGAACAAGGAAUCGUGGACCACUCUGAAACUGGAGUCCUAGACAAAAAGGAAGGCGAACAAGCAAAAGCGUUAUUCGAGAAAGUGAAGAAAUUUCGAAUUCACGUUGAGGAAGGCGAUAUUGUCUACCGACUCUACAUCCGACAGACCAUCAUCAAAGUUGUCAAGUUUAUCCUCAUUAUCUGCUAUACUGGCUACUAUGUCCAUAAUAUUCAGUUCAACGUAGACUGCAAUGUGGACAUCGAAAGUCUUACCGGUUAUCGCAUGUACAACUGCGCCCAUCCCUUGGCCACUCUCUUCAAGAUCCUAGCCUGCUUUUACAUCAGCCUAGUGAUUGUGUAUGGCAUGAUCUGCGUGUACACCCUCAGCUGGAUGCUCCGGCGCUCCCUCAAGAAGUACUCGUUCGAGUCGAUUCGAGAAGAAAGCAGCUAUAGUGACAUCCCAGAUGUGAAGAACGACUUUGCCUUCAUGCUGCACAUGAUUGACCAAUAUGAUCCACUUUAUUCCAAACGGUUUGCCGUGUUCCUCUCAGAGGUGAGUGAGAACAAACUUCGCCAGCUGAAUCUUAACAAUGAAUGGACUUUGGAAAAACUUCGGCAGAGGAUCACCAAAAACUCCCAAGAGAAGCUGGAACUCCAUUUGUUCAUGCUGAGUGGGAUUCCAGACACAGUUUUCGAUUUGGUGGAGUUGGAAGUUCUGAAACUUGAGCUCAUCCCUGACAUUACCAUUCCACCAAUUAUCGCCCAGCUUACAAACCUCAGAGAGAUGUGGCUGUACCACACACCAGCCAAAAUAGAGGCUCCAGCUUUGGCGUUUCUCAGAGAGAACCUGAAAUCGCUGCACAUCAAGUUUACCGACAUAAAGGAGAUCCCUUUAUGGAUCUACAGCUUGAAGAAUUUAAGUGAGUUGCAUCUCACUGGGAAUCUAAGUGCUGAUAACAAUCGCUACAUCGUCAUUGAUGGUCUACGAGAGCUGAAGCGGCUCAAGGUUUUGAGACUCAAAAGUAACCUUACAAAGCUGCCUCAGGUCGUCACAGAUGUUGGCAUGCAUCUUCAGAAAUUGUCCAUCAACAAUGAAGGCACCAAACUAAUGGUGCUCAACAGCUUGAAGAAGAUGGUGAACCUAUCAGAGCUGGAGCUUGUGCGCUGCGAUCUCGAGCGAAUACCGCAUUCAAUCUUCAGCUUGCACAAUUUACAGGAGAUUGAUCUGAAGGACAACAACCUGAAAACCAUUGAGGAGAUCAUUAGUUUUCAGCAUCUCCAUCGACUUGUUUGUCUGAAGUUGUGGUAUAACCAGAUUGCAUACAUACCUAUCCAAAUAGGUACAUUGAUCAACUUGGAGCGCCUCUAUUUGAACCGCAACAAGAUCGAGAAGAUGCCACAUCAGCUGUUCUUCUGCCGGAAGAUGAGGUUUCUUGAUCUGAGCCAUAAUAAUCUGACUGACAUCCCGUCAGAAAUAGGAACUCUGCAAAACCUGCAAUACCUUGCUGUAACUGCCAACAGAAUUGAGUCUCUCCCCCCAGAGCUGUUUCAGUGUAAGAAGCUGCGCACGCUGAACCUGGGAAACAACUGUCUGCAGUCUCUGCCCUCUCGUUUCGGGGAGCUCACCAGCCUGACACAGCUGGAGCUCAGGGGCAACCGGCUGGAGUGCCUUCCUGUGGAACUGGGCGAGUGCCGACUGCUAAAGAGGAGCGGACUCAUUGUGGAGGACAGCAUCUUCAACACUUUACCUCCAGAGGUCAAGGAGCAGCUUUGGAGGACUGACAAAGAGGCUUCCUGAAGCAGACCACUCAACCAGAGCACUUGCCCUUGUGAGGAAUUCAAUGAGCAAUAGAAAGACGAUACCAGUUUGUCACAUUUCAUUAGAAUGCUUCCUGAAGAAAAGUGAGUAUUAUCAAAGUCCCUUUAAGGCAAGUCAUUUCACUCGGUGGCCAUCUUUGAAACACCUCUCGGGUGUUCUGUUUGAAUGGGGAAACAUCUAAUUCUCCAAAAUUGCUUGUGAUAAAAUUUCAUAUUAAGAAUCAACAAUGAAAUUAAACAGCAUCUGUCUAUUUAGUUUCAUUUCUAAACGUUCGAAUCUGCAGCAACUCGUAAAAGAAUCGUCAGUCUAUAUUGAUUGCUGAUUGGCUCCUGUACUAAAAGGCGGGGCUUCCUUCAGCAUAUUGACCGGUACACUUUUCCCCAUUCAAAACCAUACGAGUGACGUGUCUUGUGUUUUCUAUAGUCUUUGAUAUUAUUCUGUGUUUUAUUAUAACACAGUGUUUCUGUUGAUGGACAGUAAGGGGUGAGCAGACCAAAUAUUAGAUCACAGUUAAGGUGCUGUUCGUUUUUGCCUUAAUAAUACACAAACACUAUUAAGUAUUAUAUUCUAAACAUUUUUACAACAUUUUAUACCAGCGUUAUUGUGUGUUACUGUGUUCGUGUGAAAUCACUCUACUGUUACCUAUUCAUCAAUCUAUUCACCUGUGUUAUUCACGACUGAUGUACUUUUAUUUUUGCAUCUCUGAUAUGUGAACGAAUAAUUAAUAUAUUAUAAAGACACUUUUUUUUGUUUUAUCUAUACAUACCAUGUACAUUGUACAACACAAUAUUGUGUUUUAAAUUACAUAAAUUGCGUGAAUUGUAGUAUUAUCUACAUUUCAAGGGUUUAUAAACAUGCAUAAUUCAAAGAUUCAUCAUUUAAAAGUCACCUACAAACAUUAAUGAGUGUUAUUAAGCAUUAUUGGUUGCUUAAAUUAUUUCUAAUGUGUGCAGUUUUGCUGUAUUUAUUAAAGGUCCUGUGAAGUGCUUCGAAAUAUGUUUUUUUAUUCGAUGUUUGACAGAAUCUCAACCAGAACACGAAGAGAGGGUGGGACAUAGUGUAGCCCCUCCCCCUUUUUAAAACAGCCAAUAGCGUUUCGUUUUGUCUCCACUCUGCCAGUGAGAGUGGUUGAGCUCAAGCGCAUCAAAUGAAAAGCAAAUGAGAAGUGUCUUGAAGGGGCGGGGCCUGUUAGAUACUAGAGAGCAUUUGAUUGGCUAUGAUUUGAUGAGAAACUGAAGUAUAAGGCGACAUGGAUAAAAACGUUGAUCCAUUUUGGCAGAAGUGGCAAACUAAAAGAUUUACAUGUUUUUAUCAGUUUUAUGUCUUCUAAAGAAGAAAUUGUGUCACCGUUUUGAAGCACACUAGCUUAUAGAUAUCUUAAAAGCUAACAAUACUGGUACUAACAUUUGGAAAACUUUAUUUUAAUUUCAUGGGACCUUUAAAUGCUGCAAAACAUUUUUUAAAUGUACACAACAAUCUACAGCUAUGGAAAAGAGAAACAAAGUGGUCUCUUAACUGUUUUUAUUUGAAGAUUAUAGUUAUGUGUUUGAGUAAAACAUGAUAAUGGUUUGUUCCACAGCCUAAUAAUGACAAUUUGUCUACAUUUAAAAUGUAAAUGUUGUCAUUUAAAGCAUCUUUGCAUAAAAUGAGAGUUGAUCAUAGUAACAAAAAUCGCCAUGUUUUCAGAGAUGUUUAUAUUCAUUAUUAGACAACACAAUACUAAUGAAUUCAGAAAAGUUAGCCGUGACUGUAACAUCAGAAUUGUCUGGUUUUGUCCAUAGCUUAUCAAAAAUAAAUAAAUUUUUACAUUUGAGUGGUGUCAGGAACACAAUUUAACCUUAGUAAUUAGUUAAAAAAAAUUUCUCGGAGUGAAAAUUAAGGUGGCUCAGUGGUUAGCACUGUCGCCUUACAGCAGUCCCUGGUUUGAGUCCCAGCUGGGCCAGUUGGCAUUUCAGUGUGGAGUUUGCAUGUUCUUGCUGUGUUGGCGUGGGUUUUUCCGGGUGCUCCCAUUUCCCCCAGUUCAAAGACAUGCGCUAUAGGUGAAUUGGGUAAACAAAAUUGGCUUGUGUGUGUGUAUGUGAUAGUGUAUGGGUGUUUUUCAGUACUGGGUUGUGGCUGGAAGAUUAUGGAAUAGUUGGCGGUUCAUUCCGCUGUGGCCACCCCUGAUAAAUAAGAGACUAAGCUGAAGGAAAAUGAAUGAAUGAAUGAAAUUAAAUUAAAUGAAUGAAAUGAAAAUUAAAGGCUAAAAACGUAAUUUUUUGCGUAAUAACCCUGAUUGAAAAUAUUUAUUUUUCUGAGCGGUCAUCUUUUUCUGGAUAAAUCAAAAUAAUUAUAUUCAUUAUUAGACGGCACAAUAAUAAUGAAUUCAGAAAAGCUAACUGUAACAUUGGUUAACGUUUUUUUCCAUAGUUUAUCAUUAAAAAUCUAAUUUUUUGCAUUUAGUGGUGUCAGGAACACAAUUUAAUCUAAGUAAUUGAUCAAAAAGAUUUAUCGGAGUAAAAAUUAAAGGCUAAAAACCUUUUUUGUGUAAUAAUUUAUUAUUCUGACCAGUGGAAAAAUGCACUUAAUGGCAAUCAUUUUAUUUGAAAUUUGGAAGAAAUGUUCAAUCUAUAAUCGAUCUAAUUUUUCCAGGUCAAUUUUUUUAAUUACUUUCCCUACCGAGUCACGGGACCCUGCUGAACUGAGAAACGUUCAGCACUUUGCAGCCAGGUCUGAUCUCCAUGGCGUUUUUUCAAUGACAAAUGUCGUGAGCGCAGUAUUACAAGUUGAGAGCUCAUUCAUGUAAUACGAGUGUGCGAAUCUCUUUGUCUUCGCGUGCCGAUUUCCAAAACUUAUUGCGCACUCUCAAAUCUACACUGCUGAUUUAAUAUCACUUUUUUUAGAAGUGACAGUUGGUUCUAGGCAAUGUGUGUUUUAAUUUCAGUUGUUCAACGAUGUUUAAUAAAUAAUCAUAGAUAGUAGAUAGUGUUUCAGUUAACAUAAAAUCAAAUAAUGAACCCUUCAUUCAAAAAGCUCUCGUAAUAUGUGAGCAUAUUUACUAAACUUUUCGUUAAACUAUGAGGCCAGUAAUAAUGAUCGCUCAUUAAUCGUAGUCGUGUUAAAAUGUUCAAUUAAUCGAGAGUUUGAUUUUAGGCCCUAACUGCUUAAAAACGUAUUGCGCACUCAAAUAUACGCCACAGAUUUAUUUGAACUUUUUUAGAAGAAGUGACCUUCAUGUAAUAUGAGCGUGCGAAUCUCUUUGUCUCGCAUGCCGAAUCUCUUUGUCUCGCACGCCGAUUUCCAAAACUUAUUGCGCGCUCUCAGAUAUACGGCGCUGAUUUGUUUUGACAUUUUUUGGAGGUUUUAGGCAAUGUGUGUUUUAAUUUCAGUUGUUCAACGUUGAUAUUCAAUAAACAAUCAUAGAUAGUAGAUAGUAUUUCAAUUUAGUUAAAAUCAAGUAAUGCACCCUUCAUUCAAAAAGCUCUCGUAAUAUGUGAGCAUAUGUACUAAACUUUUCGGUAAACUACGAGGCCAGUAAUAAUAUUAAUAAUAACAAAUAAUAAUAAUAAUAAUCGCUCAUUAAUCGUAGUCGAGUUAAAAUGUUCAAUUAAUCGGAUUUUGAUUUUAGGUCAAAUCGCCACUGCUUAAAAACGUAUCGCGCACUCUCAAAUAUACGCCACAGAUUUAUUUGAACUUUUUUAGAAGAAGUGACAUUCAUGUAAUAUGAGCGUGUGAAUCUCUUUGUCUCGCAUGCCGAUUUCCAAAACUUAUUGCGCGCUCUCAGAUAUACACCCCUGAUUUAUUUUGACUUUUUUUGGAGGUUUUAGGCAAUGUGUGUUUUCAUUUCAGUUGUUCAACGUUGAUAUUCAAUAAACAAUCAUAGAUAGUAGAUAGUAUUUCAAUUUAGUUAAAAUCAAGUAAUGCACCCUUCAUUCAAAAAGCUCUCGUAAUAUGCGAGCAUAUUUACUCAACUUUUUCUGUAAACUACGAGGCAAGUAAUAAUAUUAAUAAUAACAAAUAAUAAUAAUAAUCGUUCAUUAAUCGUAGUCUUGUUAAAAUGUUCAAUUAAUCAGAUUUUGAUUUUAGGCCAAAUCGCCCAGCCCAAACUGCUAAAAAACGUAUCGCGCACUCUUAAAUAUACGCCACAGAUUUAUUUGAACUUUUUUAGAAAAAGUGACGUUCAUGUAAUAUGAGCGUGCGUCUUUGUCUCGCACGCCGAUUUCCAAAACUUAUUGCGCGCUCUCAGAUAUACGCAGCUGAUUUAUUUUGACAUUUUUGGGAGGUUUUAGGCAAUGUGUGUUUUAAUUUCAGUUGUUCAACGUUGAUAUUGAAUAAAUAAUCAUAUAGAUAGUAUUUCAAUUUACUUAAAAUCAAGUAAUGCACCCUUCAUUCAAAAAGCUCUCGUAAUAUGUGAGCAUAUUUACUCAACUUUUCGGUAAACUACGAGGCCAGUAAUAAUAAUAAUAAUAAUAAUCGUUCAUUAAUCGUAAUCGAGUUAAAAUGUUCAAUUGAUCGAAAUUUUGAUUUUAAGCCAAAUCACCCAGCCCUAACUGCUAUAGAAUAAAACAAAUAUGAUCAUUUUACUCAAACACGUGCCCAGUAAAUACAUAGAAACUCCGAAUUGUCAUGUGGUCUAUCUCCUUAGUAUGAAUAUGCAUAUCAGUAUUACUUUACAUUUGUUUUAAAGUUAGAAAAAAGCCUUCGUUACAUUUAUACCUUACAAAUCCAGCACCUUGUUUUCACCAGUCUGCUCUACUUAGCAUGCCUUGAGAAUGAAGUAUUAAUCCUUUCCAAUUAACAGUUUUCCUUUGCAAUGCAUUGUAUCCACUUGACAGACAUGUAAACAUUCACAAUGAACUUUGCACUACAUGUUCUCUCCUCUUCCAUUUAUACUACUAUACUACAUACUGUGUGGGUGUGUUUUCUGUUAAGACAAUCAGAAGUAUUUAGUGAAGUGUGUGUGCGAUAUAUGCAAGACAUUGGCCGAAUUUUAAUCGAGUGUGUGAUGCAGGUUGGUAUUUUAAGUCAGUUAUUUGCUUGUAGUGGAAUCUCAUAACAUGUUAUAUACAGUAGUAAUGGCCAUUGAUGCUAACAAAUGUACGGUUGAUAGGUAAUUGAACAUAGCUUGUUGCAUGUUUACCCAUAUUACCUCAAGGAUUGUCAGAUUUCUGAAGGAAGCAUUUCGUUGUUGUUGUUUUUUCCAUAAAUACACAUUGAAAACUUAAGCUAAGAGUAUUUCCGAAUUUGUUACUCAGGUAAGUGCCGUUCAACUUUCUACAAUUGAAGCUCUUCGUUUUUUUAAUGUCAGUGUUAUUUUUUUAUUUAAUGAAGUCACUGUUUCCAGUGUUGACAUGUUUGUAACCAUUUGAUAUGGCGGAUGACUUGAUCUGUAUUCUGUAAACUCUCUAUUGAUUCUUUUUGUUUGAUUGUUUUGCGAAUCAAAUGAUGUAAAAUAGGAGUUUAAUUAAUGCCACAAAAUGUACCAAGCCAUACGGAGUAAAUAAUCGCUCCGUUUUGUUAGUGUGUCAAUAAACGUCACUGAAAGUGUU
Messenger RNA from Danio aesculapii, 8388 nucleotides. RefSeq names its product leucine rich repeat containing 8 VRAC subunit Ab (gene lrrc8ab). Lineage: Eukaryota; Metazoa; Chordata; Actinopteri; Cypriniformes; Danionidae. The coding region runs from base 449 to 2839 and encodes 796 amino acids. Gene Ontology annotation, molecular function: protein binding. The transcript is spliced from 4 exons. The record is from RefSeq and is a predicted model, not a curated record.